GUUCGUGCAAUUCAAAUGUGCGACUUUUAAGCUAUAAAGCAUUCAUGUGCUGGAGUAUCCGUAUCUGUCAACGCUAAAGAAAACAUAAGCCAAUUCGAAAUCAAGACAGAAGACGAGUGAAAUCUGAUUUGAAUUUUAAUCAGCCUGUGUACAAAAAAUAAAUAAAAGCUUUUGACGUGUCGAAUUUCGUAACGAAAAUGAACAAACUGCCGCAUUGCGUUUGGCGAGCCACAACUGGCCAACAGACCAGAUGUAUGUCAAAGUUUAGUGCCAAAAAGGCAGCUGCAAGUGCAACCACUUUGUUGCAAAAUGAACAGCAAAUACCGCUCAGUUUACAGCAAUCGCGUGAAAAUUCCGCAACCACAGCAGAAACUGCGACCUGUCCCCACUUGAGUGCACCAUUGGAGGAAGCCGCCGGAUCGCGCAUUCACACCACCGCUGAGUGGCAGAAUGCACUGCCCUAUAAUGAGAUACCUGGACCCAAGCCCAUACCAAUACUCGGCAACACUUGGCGCCUAAUGCCAAUUAUUGGACAGUACACUAUAUCGGAUGUGGCCAAAAUUUCGUCAUUAUUACACGAACGCUAUGGAAGGAUUGUGCGUUUUGGCGGCCUGAUUGGUAGGCCGGAUUUGCUCUUCAUCUACGACGCCGACGAAAUCGAAAAGUGCUACCGAAGCGAAGGGCCAACGCCAUUCCGGCCCUCGAUGCCUAGUCUGGUAAAGUACAAAAGCGUUGUGCGCAAAGAUUUCUUUGGUGAACUGGGAGGCGUAGUAGGCGUGCACGGAGAACCUUGGCGUCAGUUUCGGUCACGGGUUCAAAAGCCUGUUCUGCAACUAUCCACAAUAAGGCGGUAUUUGCAGCCCCUAGAGGUCAUCACACAGGAUUUUCUGGUACGCUGUGAACAGCUGCUAGAUGAAAAUGAGGAACUGCCCGCAGAUUUUGAUAAUGAAAUACACAAAUGGUCUUUGGAAUGCAUAGGACGUGUGGCGCUGGACACACGGUUGGGUUGCCUGGAGCCAAAUCUAUCGCCCGACUCGGAGCCACAGCAAAUUAUUGAUGCGGCAAAGUAUGCGUUGCGCAACGUGGCAACCCUGGAGUUAAAAGCACCCUAUUGGCGGUAUUUUCCCACGCCUCUAUGGACCCGCUACGUCAAGAAUAUGAACUUUUUUGUGGAUGUCUGCAUGAAAUACAUACAGAGUGCAACCGAACGUCUCAAGACCCAAGGGCCCAGUCAACAUGCAGGCGAGCCCUCUUUGCUCGAGAAAGUGAUUUUGUCACAGAAGAGUGACAAAAUAGCUACCAUAAUGGCAUUGGAUUUGAUUCUAGUGGGCAUAGAUACGAUUUCUAUGGCUGUAUGUUCAAUGCUCUAUCAACUGGCAACGCGACCUUUGGAGCAAGAGAAGCUGCAUGAGGAACUGAAGCGACUGUUGCCUGAUCCGAACACGCCUCUGACGAUACCAUUACUGGACCAAAUGCAUCAGCUGAAGGCAUUCAUUAAGGAGGUCUUUCGCAUGUACAGCACAGUGAUUGGCAAUGGGCGAACCUUGAUGGAGGACAGCGUUAUAUGUGGAUAUCAAGUUCCCAAAGGCGUUCAGGCAGUAUUCCCCACCAUAGUUACUGGCAACAUGGAGGAAUAUGUAACUGAUGCGGCGACAUUUAGGCCUGAACGUUGGCUAAAGACCCAACAGGGCGGAUUCGAAGGCAAGCUCCAUCCUUUCGCUUCGCUUCCUUAUGGCUAUGGGGCUCGAAUGUGCCUGGGCCGACGUUUUGCCGACUUGGAGAUGCAAAUCCUGCUCGCCAAGCUGUUGCGCAACUACAAGCUUGAGUACAAUCAUGCGCCUUUAGAAUACGCCGUGACCUUCAUGUAUGCGCCGGAGGGCCCGCUACGAUUCAAAAUGACACGCAUAUAG
Messenger RNA from Scaptodrosophila lebanonensis, 1910 nucleotides. RefSeq names its product probable cytochrome P450 301a1, mitochondrial (gene Cyp301a1). Bases 198 to 1910 code for a protein of 570 amino acids. The record is from RefSeq and is a predicted model, not a curated record. Gene Ontology annotation, molecular function: monooxygenase activity; oxidoreductase activity, acting on paired donors, with incorporation or reduction of molecular oxygen; iron ion binding. The transcript has 7 exons. Lineage: Eukaryota; Metazoa; Arthropoda; Insecta; Diptera; Drosophilidae.